AUGACUCCGCUCUCCUAUCUAGCACAACAACCUGUGCUCCAGUAUUUGGAGCCAAAUUUGAGAAUUCUCCUUUCUCACCGAUGCCCUUUGAUUCCCGAAAAACUCGUUCCGAUCUUCAUCGAAAACCUGCAAAUCGAGCACAACAGCAUAAUAAUCAAUAAGACUAUGUAUGACUUCACUAUUCACAAGGAUAUUACACCUAUUGGAAGGCCCGACCACUAUGACCUAGACGAGUUUGGUGCGGUGGAUCUGGACUCUGUAGUGGAGCCGCACAACGAUGAAAUUCUGAUUGAUACACGAAAUGUGUUUUCUGAGCAAGUGAGAAUUAGCGGAGAGAUGCGGGAUAUUACAUUAGAAUCUCGGCGAAUCGCAAAGAUUCAAGAUGACGAUCAGCGAGCUCUUCAACAGAAAAACCUUGAUCAAAGGGUUCUGAUGCACGGAGUCAAUGCUCUUCGGCUAAUUGCUCGGGAGUGUCAAACAGAACUCACUGGCUUUCCAGUCCCGGCAGUUUAUUCCAUGAAGUUUGGAAUUAAUAAACUUGAACCUAGACGACACGUGAUUCAUGGAGAGCUUCUGACUUACAAAAGAAAAAUACAUGAUGCUAUGAAACACCUGAUUGUGAAGCUAUUUUGUGGAAGAUCGAGCUUCAAGGUAAAAAAUCUGAAAAUUGAUUCCAGGGGUAUUCUUCGAAUCCCCAAAUCUUUGAACCUCAAAGUUCAGCAUCUACUGAUACCAAGUGAAGAAUUGGAUAAGAUCCUUGAAGCCAUCCGCCCUAAUUUAAGUUCCUUGGAAUCCUUGGAAUCAUUGACUAUAGAAAAGACCUAUGAAUUUCAAAAUCCGAUGGUUCAAGCUAUUCCCCUAAUUAUUCUUAAAUAUGGCUAUGGAUAUCAUACUCUUUUGAGAAUCAACACCGGAUACCCUAGAAUUCAUGUCACGCACUCUAUUAACAGAAUAUCAGAGACUAUUCGAAUAUGGUUGGAGGAGGGCCGGGAAAUUGGAACUUGCUGGACGUUUGAAUCUGAACGAAAAGCCGAAGGAAAAGUUUUCAUGGCGGAUUUGAAGAAAGAUACUCGAGGCACGACUUUGGAGGGGCCACCAGGAUCCUUCCCUACUAUCAUUUUUCGAAUGAGUGACUCUACGGAGCUCCGCGUAACUUACGAGUUCAGCAAAAUAAUCAAUACCGUCUGGAAUAUUGCCCUUACAAUUCAUGCGAGCAGUCAAUGAAGCCAGAAAACUUGUUCAGUAUAUUUUUUUGAAAACUCGUUUAAAUAAAUAAUUCCAUACAA
Messenger RNA from Caenorhabditis elegans, 1286 nucleotides. RefSeq names its product F-box C protein (gene fbxc-29). The transcript has 3 exons. Bases 1 to 1224 code for a protein of 407 amino acids. The record is from RefSeq and is marked reviewed. Lineage: Eukaryota; Metazoa; Nematoda; Chromadorea; Rhabditida; Rhabditidae.